GUGACAUGCGUUUGGAGCUUGGUCAAGAAACGAGAGACGUUGUGUACAUUCAUAAUAUUGAUCUGAGAAACAUACCAUGGCUGUGAAAAGAUUAUCAAAGGAGUUGAAAGAUAUAACAUCAGACCCUCCUGCUGGAUGCUCAGCUGGACCAGAGACAGAGGGGGAUUUAUUCAAUUGGAAAGCAUCGAUACAAGGACCAGAAGAUAGCCCAUACCAAGGAGGACUCUAUUUUCUAAAAAUACAGUUCCCAACUGAUUAUCCAUUUAAACCUCCUAAAGUAUCUUUUACAACUAAGAUUUACCAUCCAAACAUUAACAGCAAUGGUAGUAUUUGUCUGGACAUUCUCAGAUCUCAGUGGUCACCAGCACUCACUGUAUCUAAAGUCCUUUUGUCCAUAAAUGCUUUGAUGACAGACCCAAACCCUGAUGACCCACUAAUGCCAGAAAUAGCAAGGAUCUACAAGACAGACCAAGCCAAGUACAACAAAAUGGCUAGAGAGUGGACCAAAAAAUAUGCCAGUUAAUGGAAAAUGGACUAGUACAGCUCAGCUGCCUAGGACAUAGACUUUGAACUGUGAUAUGAAAAAAACAAGCUUGUGGAAGAUUGAAAGUAUUUGUGUAGUCUUUUAUAUUAAGUACUCAAAGUAACAGUGUUUACUUUAAAAGCAUGGUUAUGUGUUGUCUUUUAUUUGAAAGUAAUCAUUUCAUUUGUUCCCACACUUUUCACUGAUUUGCAUGAUUGACUUUCAUGUGAACUUUAACUGAUUCUUUUUUUUUUAAUUUAUUUGUUUUUGUUUUUAAGAAAAAAAGUGUUGCAAUUUGUAUAUCUUUUUGUGCAUUUUUGCAGAGUACCAAGAUUUUCCUUAAAAUUUUGUUCAGAAAGUACGAGUAUUUUGAUUGACAGAACUGUGAAAUGUUAUAUUUGAGAUCAUGUGAUUUGCAUAUUUUUUUUAAUGUCGAUUUGUUUUUACAGGUUUGCUGCAGUUUUGAAUAAGCAAUCAGGAAUUUUUUGUUAUUUGCUAAAGAAAAAUUAAUUUCAUCAUUUUUGCAUAAUACUGGUACUUAAAUUAUUCUCCUUUUGUGUGUGUGUUUGUAUGUGUACAAAUUGUUUGGAGUGCUUGGUUUUUUUUUUUUUUAGCCAUGUUGAUAUAAUUUAUUGGCACUGUGAAAGAAAUUGAUACACUGAUGUAUGAAGAUCAUAUUAUGCUUGACUUUUCCUUUUCAUGCUCAAGUUAGGAAAACAGAUGAGUGUAUAUCUCUCAAAAGUUGAUAUGGCCCAGUAUUGAUUUCUGUCGAUGUUUUCAGCAGAGAGAGAAAGACAGGGCCUUCUUAGCUUGAGUUCCAAGCAACAAAUUUUUGGAUAUAGGAAUGCAAUUUAAAAAAGAGCAGAUUCACCAUUAAAUUACUGUAGUUCUUUAUGAAUAAAAAAUCUAUAUUCAAUAUACAAGAAUCGGG
This is a messenger RNA of Saccostrea echinata, 1454 nucleotides long. Its product is annotated as ubiquitin-conjugating enzyme E2-17 kDa-like. Gene Ontology annotation, biological process: protein polyubiquitination; ubiquitin-dependent protein catabolic process. Gene Ontology annotation, molecular function: ubiquitin conjugating enzyme activity. Lineage: Eukaryota; Metazoa; Mollusca; Bivalvia; Ostreida; Ostreidae. Gene Ontology annotation, cellular component: nucleus. Bases 77 to 523 code for a protein of 148 amino acids. The record is from RefSeq and is a predicted model, not a curated record. The transcript is spliced from 6 exons.